Drosophila busckii is the source of this 1356-nucleotide messenger RNA. RefSeq names its product transmembrane protein 35A. The transcript is spliced from 3 exons. Gene Ontology annotation, cellular component: endoplasmic reticulum. Gene Ontology annotation, biological process: chaperone-mediated protein complex assembly; positive regulation of protein localization to cell surface. The coding region runs from base 496 to 978 and encodes 160 amino acids. The record is from RefSeq and is a predicted model, not a curated record. NCBI's taxonomy places the organism in Eukaryota, Metazoa, Arthropoda, Insecta, Diptera, Drosophilidae.
UCUCAGUCUGCUUUCGAACGCGAGUGCGCGCUGUGGCCCGUUAGACGUGGAAAUAAAAAGCAUAACAACGAAAAGCACAAAAAAAAAUUCAUAAAAUAUACAUUCUACAAAGCGAUUUGCCAAACAUUCAGAAAAAUUCUAUAAUUUGUUGUUUUUCGUAUUGCGGCAAGAAAAGAGCUGCGACGAGCGCUAAAAUUAGCGACCGGUGUUGUGUAGGGUGCUGUAUGAGUACCAAUCCCAAAGAGGCUACGCCCCCCAAGCCGCCGGCCUAGCUACGAAAGAGCGUGCUGCUCGCGUCCCAAAUUGCUGCCAUUUGUGAAUUUUACAUAUUUGAAUUAGUAUUUGUUUAAACGAUGUGCACAUUGCAAUAAAUAUAUAAGAAAUAAAGAUUGUUAGCCAGAGCCUUUUAAAAUUGAGAGCUUUGCGUGCUAAGUGAAAAAAAAAAUCGAUAUACAAGUUGUUAAAACCUCAGGAUUUGUAGACUGAUUCAACAAAAUGCCAGCUUCCAAUACGAUUGUGCUGAAGAGUUUGUCCGUUUUGCUGGGACUCUUUUUUAUAUUUGUGGGCACACUUAAACUAACGCCACACAUUAGCAAGGAUCUAUACAAGGACCUGCGCACAGAGUACGUUAAAUAUGCCAAGGUAUUUCCCUUGACCGCUGUUUUUGGGGUGAAAAUACCUUCGAAAUGGUAUCGACGCACUGUGGGCAUAUUGGAGAUUGUUUGCGGAUUGGCCAUGGCUCUGAUACCCUAUCACAAAGUCAAAAAUGUGGCCAACGUAACGCUGCUGCUUCUUAUGCUGUUGGGCAUCUAUCAACACUGGAUGGUUAGUGAUCCCUUUGAGCGCUCUGGACCCGCGCUGGUGUUCACCUUUAUGCUGGGCGGCCGUCUGGUGGUCUGGUAUCAAACAAGCCGCAAGGAGGCUGCCGAUUUGGCAGCUGUCAAUGCGUCACAAGCAAAUGGACUCAAACAGGAUUAGACAUUGAUUACAAUUACAUUAAACAAACCAACUCAUACUCGUUGCACUUGUAAACUGCUUUGUUUUAGCACAAUUAGUUAAAUUUCGAAAUUAGCAGUGAAUACAAAUAUUAUAAACUAAUUUAAACCUAUUAGCGAAAUCGAAAUUAAUGUUUUCAAUUUGGUGCCAAAUAGCAGACUACAUAUGUGCGUACUUCAUAAUAAACUAUAUAUUACAUACAAAAAAUGAACAGAAAUAUAGUUAAAAACACAAUGACCAUUUUGAUUCAACAUUUAAAUAUAAAUCCUGCAAAAUACACACACACACGGCACUAUGCUGUAAACGCCCAUGACUUUUUAGCAACAAUUUUAAUAAAUUUGAAUCAUAAUCAUAUAAAUU